Molecule: messenger RNA, 1689 nt
Organism: Candida dubliniensis CD36
Lineage: Eukaryota; Fungi; Ascomycota; Pichiomycetes; Serinales; Debaryomycetaceae
Product: putative proton-coupled fructose symporter
Exons: 2
Coding region: 1-1689 (562 amino acids)
Biological process (GO): transmembrane transport
Cellular component (GO): membrane
Molecular function (GO): myo-inositol:proton symporter activity
Source: RefSeq, a predicted model, not a curated record
AUGCUGUCCGUUUCACUGGAAAAGAAUUCUGGCUUGUUUGGAAAGGAUGUCUAUGACGAGACAAAAGAAAACAAGCCCAAAUACGAGCACGACGAAGGGUUGGAGUUUGGGUCAGACUUUGACUUUGAUGGCGAGUUUGAAAAGUAUGCUGCCAUGGGUGCUGCCGAAAAGCAGUCGGGCGCUUGGAUGACCAAUUUUAAAAACCUCGAAUUCCCUCUUGGGGUAUCUCCGUCGACGUUGGUCACGACGUUGGGUAUAUUUGCUGCCUUCUGUGGUAUUCUUUCUGGUGUCGACCAGUCGUUGAUCUCGGGUGCUUCCAUCGGUAUGGACAAGUCGUUGCACUUUAACAGCCACGAAAACUCGUUGGUAUCGUCGCUCAUGCCGUUGGGCGCAGUUGCUGGUUCUAUUCUCCUCACCCCGUUGCAGAAGUUUGGGCGUAAGAAGGCGCUCAUGGCAUCCUGUAUCUUAUACACUAUUGGUGCAAUUUUGUGUGCAGCCGCACCCAUCCCGAAAGAAUUGGCUGAUGGCACCUUCAACAACCAUAGGUCCAGGGACGUCAUGUACGCCGGAAGAUUUAUUUUGGGAAUUGGUGUGGGCAUUGAAGGUGGUGGUGUUGGUGUGUACAUCAGUGAGUCGGUACCCAGUAGCAAGCGUGGGAGUCUUGUUUCGCUUUACCAACUCAGUAUUGCCCUUGGGGAGGUGUUGGGGUAUGCCAUUGCUGCUAUUUUCUACGAGGUGCAUGGAGGGUGGCGUUUCAUGGUUGGCUCCUCGUUGGUGUUCUCCACCAUUGUGUUGAUUGGUCUUUUCUUCUUGCCAGAGUCGCCGCGUUACUUGGUGUUCAAGGGGAAGUUUGGCGAAGCAUUCAAUGUGUUUGCGCGGUUGAGAGACUUGGGCGACAGACACAGCAAGAUCGAGUUUGUCCAGAUGGUCCAGGCUGCGGAGGCAGAAAGAGAGUUGCGUCUCACACAGAACAAGAGCAAGGUGUGGUUUGAGUUGGUCACCGUCCCCAGAAACCGCCGUGCCUUGGUGUACGGUGUUGUGAUGAUCACCUUGGGUCAGUUGACCGGUAUCAAUGCUGUAAUGUACUACUUGUCGACGUUGAUGAGCAGAAUCGGGUUUUCCACAAAGAACUCAGUGUUCAUGUCCUUGGUAGGUGGCGGGUCGUUGCUUCUUGGUACCAUUCCGGCAAUCUUGUACAUGGACAAGUUUGGCCGUCGUGUGUGGGGGUAUAACCUUGUUGGGUUCUUCAUUGGGUUGGUGUUGGUUGGAGUUGGAUACUCGAUCGACAUCGAAACAAACUUGGCUGCCGCUGAAGGGGUCUAUCUCACUGGUCUUAUUUUGUACAUGGGCUUUUUCGGGUCGUAUGCCUGUUUGACAUGGGUUGUGCCAGCCGAAUCGUUUUCGCUUGGGACUAGAUCUCAGGGUAUGACCAUUUGCUCGGCGUUGUUGUAUUUGUGGGCGUUCACUGUCACAUACAAUUUCAACAGAAUGAAGGAGGCCAUGACGUACACGGGGUUGACGAUUGGGUUCUACGGUGGUAUUGCGUUCCUUGGUUUCUUCUACCAGGUGUUGUUCAUGCCAGAGACCAAGGGUAAGACUUUGGAAGAAAUCGACGAGAUAUUUGAAAAACCAUCGAGACAGCUUAUCAAGGAGAAUCUUCUGGGCUUGAAGAGAUUCUGGGGUCGUUAA